UAUUUGUGUUGAACAAGAAAAUAAUAAUAAAGUGUUUGAAGAAAACAUAGAAAAUACAAAGAAAGAGAGAUUUAUUUUAUCAUCUUGCAUAAACACUUUUUAUAAAAAAGGGGGCGCGUGUGUGCGAUAGAAUACUUUUUUUUCUUCUUCUUCUUCUUCUUCCCUUUCUUUCUAUUUUAAAGAUGGCAGAAAUAACAGAAGAUACAAAGACGCCUCUUCUUUAUUCAAAUAAUGUGAACAAGAAACAUUUUUCAGUAACAAAAGAUAAUCUAAGCCAAUUGGUCGAACAUCCUUCUUUACUGUCAUCUUUUGGUGGUACUUCUGGUCUCUGUCAAGUCCUUCAGGUGGAUCCUACUGUCGGUUUAUUACCUGAUGAAUCAUUCAAUCCAAACUAUGGUAUCGUCCCACAAGAAAGUCAUGCUCCCUUUGUAGAUCGUAAAGCCAUCUUUGGUGUGAAUGAAAUACCCGAGGCUCCCGUGAAGACUAUCUGGCAAUUGAUUUGGGCUGCUUAUAAUGAUCAAACACUCAUCAUGUUGACCGUCGCUGCUAUCGUAUCCCUCUGUGUUGGUAUCUGGGAGGAUAAUUCAGAUAGUCAUCCUGCUGAUGAACCCAAAGUUGGAUGGGUAGAUGGUGUAGCCAUUCUUGGUGCUGUUGCCGUUGUUGUGAUCACAAAUGCAAUCAACGACUACGAGAAGGAAAAACAAUUUAGGAAAUUAAACGCAAAAAAGGAAGAUAGACCAGUCAAAGUCUUACGAGGUGGAUUAGCUCAGCAGAUUCAUAUUCAGGAUGUUGUCGUAGGUGACAUUAUGUUUAUUGAACCGGGUGAUCUUUUGAAUGUCGAUUGUAUUUAUGUUGAAGGUCAUAACCUUCGUUGUGAUGAAUCUGCUGCAACGGGUGAAUCAAAUCCUGUCAAGAAAAAUGAAGAUACAAAGGGUGAUUGCAUCAUCAUCAGUGGUUCUAAAGUGCUUCAAGGUGUUGCCAAGGUUCUUGUCAUUGCUGUUGGCGAAAACUCAUUUUAUGGUAGAGCCAUGAUGCUAAUGCGUAACUCUGAAGAAGAGGCCACACCAUUGCAACUCAAGCUCAAUGUUCUCGCUGACCAAAUUGGAAAGUUUGGAUUUUUGGCUGCUGGUUUGAUGUUCAUUGUCUUGUUGUUUAAAAUGCUUGUCCUGAGCUAUAUGAGCCAUCACUGGAUUUCUAUGAAUGAACUGUUAACAACACUCAUCAGUAUCGUCAUUCAAGCCAUCACGGUCAUCGUCGUGGCCGUACCUGAAGGCUUGCCUAUGGCUGUCACCUUGGCUUUGGCCUUUGCAACUACUGAGAUGCUUAAGGAUAACAAUCUGGUUAGACACUUAUCUGCUUGUGAGACCAUGGGUAAUGCUACUGCCGUAUGUUCUGAUAAGACGGGCACUUUGACCGAAAACAAGAUGACAGUCGUCAGUGCUUCUGUAGCUGAGAAACAGUUCACCAGAACUCAUGAUAUGCAACGAUGGCGAUACCAAGUGAAUCCCUUGGCCUUAGACUUAACCAUUGAAGCCAUUUCAGUCAAUUCAACUGCAUUCGAAGGCAAGGAUGGAGAAGGACAAAUCAAGUUUAUUGGAUCGACUACAGAAUGUGCCAUGAUCGAAUUUGCUCGUAAGCUCGGCUACUCUUACCAAGACCAUCGUGCUGCCUCUCGUUCCGCUCUGAUUUACCCCUUCAGUUCCACUGUGAAGAGUAUGACGACCGUGAUUGAAGUGAAUGAUUGUAACGCUCGUUCCCCCGACCGCUCUCAAUACCGUGUGUACACCAAGGGUGCUGCUGAAACCAUCAUCAAGGCUUGCACACACUAUAUGGAUAUCAAGGGACAAGUCCGGCCAAUUGAAAGCCACAUUCGUGUCGAACAGGAAAUGUUGGUGAAUGCCUAUGCUGAACGCUCUUUGAGAACACUUGCUAUCGCUUACCGUGACGUCGACCGAGCUACCUUCAUUUCGUUCAGCCCUGAUGAUGCUCCUAUUCAUAAUCUCGUCUUGCUCGGUAUCGUCGGCAUUCAAGACCAACUUCGUCCUGGUGUCAUCGAAUCAGUCCAAGCCUUCCGUCGUGCUGGUGUCUUUGUUCGUAUGAUCACAGGUGACAAUUUGGAAACAGCAAAAGCCAUCGCCAAAGAAUGUGGUAUCCUCACACCCGGCGGUAUAGCCAUGACCGGUCCUGAAUUCCGCGCGCUCAACUCACGCGAGCAAUACGAAGUCAUUCCUCGUCUUCAAGUCCUUGCUCGUUCAUCACCCAUCGACAAAACAAUCGUCGUCUCUCGUCUUCAGGAACGUAAUGAAGUGGUAGCCAUGACAGGCGAUGGCACAAAUGAUGGCCCUGCUCUCAAAUUGGCUAAUGUUGGGUUCGCCAUGGGUAUCACCGGCACAGAGGUCGCCAAGGAAGCGUCUGAUAUCAUCCUCAUGGACGACAACUUCAACUCUAUUCUCCAAGCUCUCAAAUGGGGUCGUGCCGUGAAUGAUGGUGUUCGUAAGUUCUUGACCUUCCAACUCACUGUCAACAUUGCUGCCGUAGUCUUGUCCUUUAUCAGUGCUGUCGUCUCUGAAAAGUCUGAAAGCAUCCUCAGUGCCGUCCAAUUGCUUUGGGUCAACAUGAUCAUGGAUACCUUUGCUGCCUUGGCUCUUGCUACCGAACCCUUGACAGACGAUCUGGUGAAACGUAAGCCCCUUCGCAAGGAUAGCAGCUUGAUCAACUGGCGUAUGAGCCGUAUGAUCUUUGGCCAAGCCUUCUUCCAGAUCGCUGUCAAUCUCAUCCUCAUGUUCCAUGGCCCCGCCCUCUUUGGACUCGAUCCUUCCAACACCAAGGUUCUUCGCACCAUGGUCUUUAACGUCUUUGUCUUCUUGCAAGUUUUUAAUGAACUUAACUGUCGCCGUAUCGAUGACCGUCUCAACAUUCUCCGUGGUAUUACUCACGAUCAUCUCUUCCUCAUCAUCCAAGGCUUUGUAGUCAUCAGUCAAGUCAUCAUCGUCCAGUACGGUGGCUUGGCCUUCAAAACAGUUCCUCUUUCUCUCUCCCAAUGGUUGAUCACUAUCGGCAUCGGCUCACUCUCUAUUCCAGCAGGUACCUUCAUCCGUCUCUUGCCUAACCGUCUGCCUUGCUUUUGGAGUGAGAACAAUGAUGAUGAAUUCAAUCAUGAAAUCAGCUAUUCUCGUCUUUACUGGGAAAGUGCUGUACAACAUGUCAUGAAGGAUGUUCAAAACAAGAAAGCCGUUCAUGAAUACAAAUUUUAACUAGUGUUGAAUUAGACUUCCCUUCAACAAUAACAAAACUUGUUAUUAUUUAUGUGUAUAUU
Messenger RNA from Rhizopus microsporus ATCC 52813, 3316 nucleotides. Its product is annotated as calcium-translocating P-type ATPase. The record is from RefSeq and is a predicted model, not a curated record. Gene Ontology annotation, biological process: calcium ion transmembrane transport; intracellular calcium ion homeostasis. The transcript has 8 exons. NCBI's taxonomy places the organism in Eukaryota, Fungi, Mucoromycota, Mucoromycetes, Mucorales, Rhizopodaceae. Gene Ontology annotation, molecular function: P-type calcium transporter activity; ATP binding; ATP hydrolysis activity. The coding region runs from base 183 to 3254 and encodes 1023 amino acids. Gene Ontology annotation, cellular component: intracellular membrane-bounded organelle; membrane.